AUGGAAAAACAAGACAACAGAAAGCAGGACGGCACUCUAAAGGGGCAAAGCUCACUCCAUCAUGAGAGGCCUCCUUCACCUGUGCCCACUUGUGUGUCCAUGAAGAGUAACAAGUCAGAGGGUCGUGACAUAAACUUCCAACAUGAUGAUGUCACAGAUGGAUCAAGUGGUGAAAAGGAAGAAUGCAAACCAGAUGCCGUCAGUGAGCACUUCACCCAGGGGGACCUCAAGCACAUAUUCCAGUUGCUUGAGGAGAAGAUAAUUGACUUUCUGAAGAAUGAGCUGAAGAGAUUCAAGAAGAUUUUGAAUCCAGAUUACAGAGAAAACUUUGAGGCUAAAGAGCAGGAUGAGAGUGAUGCCAGAGAAGGGGCUCUCAAGAUUGCACUGCACUUCCUGAGGAACAUGAAGCAGAAACAUAUCGCUGACAAACUGCAAGAAAGUAAGAAAUGUUACUUUAUUUCUGAGCUGAAGAGAAAUAUCAAAAUUAAGUACCAGAGUGUGUUUGAAGGAAUACCUAAGCAAGGGAGCUCUGCUCUGCUGGAAAAGAUCUACACUGAGGUCUACAUCACAGAGGGAGGAAGUGGGAAAGUAAAUGAGGAGCAUGAAGUCAGGCAGAUUGAGUCCAUAUCCAAGAGACCAGCUGGACAGGAGACACCAAUCAAAUGCAGAGACAUCUUUCAGCCCUUACCUGGCCAAGACAAACCAAUCAGAAGUGUCAUCAUGAAGGGAGUAGCUGGAAUUGGCAAAACUGUCUCAGUUCAAAAGUACAUCCUGGACUGGGCUGAAGGAAAAGAAAACCAGGAUAUCCACUUCAUAUUUCCACUGCCUUUUCGGGAGCUCAACCCCAUGAAAGAAAAUCAUCUCUCUUUGAUGGAUCUUCUCCAAACCUUUUUCUCAGAAACGAAGCAGUUAACUUUUCUCAGCCAGGGGAAGUACAAAGUGUUGUUCAUCUUUGAUGGUCUGGAUGAAUGCAGACUCCAACUAGACUUUCAGAAAAAUGACAUUUUGACUGAAGUGACAACAGCCACUUCAUUGGAUGUACUCCUGACAAAUCUCAUCAAGGGUAACCUGCUUCCCCCUUCUCUCCUUUGGAUCACUUCUCGACCAGCAGCAGCCAAUCAAAUUCCUCCGCAGAAUGUUGACCGGGUCACAGAAGUACAAGGAUUCAGUGACCUUCAGAAAGAGGAAUACUUCAGGAAGAGAACAUGUGAUCAGACUCUUGCCAACAAAGUCAUUUCUCACAUUAAUUUAUCAAAAAGCCUCCACAUUAUGUGCCACAUACCAGUGUUCUGCUGGAUUGCUGCUACUGUGCUUGAACUUCUUCUGAAGAAUGAAAGAGGUAAGGAAGUUCCAAAGACUUUGACCGAGAUGUACACAUAUUUCCUCGUUUUUCAAACCAAACAGAAGAGUCUAAAGUUUGAUGGAGUAUAUGACAUGGAACCUCAGUGGAACCGGGCUAGUCUCCUUGCUCUUGGAAAGUUGGCCUACAACCAGCUGGAGAAGGGUAACCUGAUCUUUUAUGAAGACGACCUGAGAGAGAGUGGUAUUGAUGUCAAAGAGGCAGUAGUACACUGUGGCAUUUGCACCCAGAUUUUUCGAGAAGAGUCAGGCCUUCACCUGGAGAAGUUGUACUGUUUUGUUCAUCUGAGCAUCCAGGAGUACCUUGCAGCGUUGUAUGUGAUCCUGAUGUUAGCUGAGGGGAAAGAUCUCAUGUCCCCACAGCAACCCCCCAGAACAGUGUUUCAGCUUCUGAAAUGGCAAACAACGGAGACAUCUAUGACCACCUUACAGAAGAGUGCUGUGGAGAAAGCUUUGGAACAUGAAGAUGGGCGCUUUGAUCUGUUCCUCCGUUUCCUUCUUGGGCUCUCUCUGGAAUCCAACCAGAGACUCUUAAGAGGUCUGAUGAAGACAGUACAACAUGAAAGCAAAGAGCAAAUAGCCAGAUACAUAAAGACAAAGAUCAGGGAGAUACCAUCAUCAGAAAGAGUUCUCAACCUCUUCCACUGUCUGAAUGAAGUCAAUGAUCACUCCUUAGUGAAGGAGGUCCAGAGCUUUCUAAGUGCAGGGACACUUUCAGCAGCCAAACUCUCAUCCAGCCAGUGGUCAGCUCUUGUGUUUGUGCUUCUGACAUCAGAAGAAAGGCUGGAUGUGUUUGAUUUGAAGAAGUACAGCAGGUCUGAUGAAUGUCUCAUAAGGCUGCAGCCAGUAGUGGAGGAAUCCCAAAAGGCUCUCCUGGAUAACUGCAGUUUUGGAGAGGAAGGCUUCAGAGCUCUUGCAUCAGCACUGAGAUCAAACCCCUCACACAUGAGAGAGCUGCAGCUGAGUAGGAAUAAAGCAGGAGACUCAGGAGUGAAGCACCUUUCAUCUCUUCUGGAGGAUCCCAACUGUAAAUUGGAUAAACUAGUGCUCUCUGACUGCAGUAUCACAGAGAAGGGCUACGCUACUCUUGCAUCAGCACUGAGAUCAAACCCCUCACACAUGAGAGAGCUGCAGCUGAGUGGGAAUAAAGCAGGAGACUCAGGAGUGAAGCAUCUUUCUUCUCUUCUGGAGGAUCCCAACUGUAAACUGGAGAAACUACAGCUCUCUGACUGCAGUAUCACAGAGAAGGGCUAUGCUACUCUUGCAUCAGCACUGAGAUCAAACCCCUCACACAUGAGAGAGCUGCAGCUGAGUGGGAAUAAAGCAGGAGACUCAGGAGUGAAGCAUCUUUCUUGUCUUCUGGAGGAUCCCAACUGUAAACUGGAGAAACUACACCUGGAUAAGUGCAGUAUUGGAGAGGAAGGCUUCAGAGCUCUUGCAUCAGCACUGAGAUCAAACCCCUCACACAUGAGAGAGCUGCAGCUGAGUGAGAAUAAAGCAGGAGACUCAGGAGUGAAGCAUCUUUCUUCUCUUCUGGAGGAUGCCAACUGUAAACUAGAGAAACUCCACCUGUAUGACUGCAGUAUUGGAGAGAAAGGCUUCAGAGCUCUUGCAUCAGCACUGAGAUCAAACCCCUCACACAUGGGAGAGCUGCAGCUGAGUGGGAAUAAAGCAGGAGACUCAGGAGUGAAGCAUCUUUCUUCUCUUCUGGAGGAUCCCAACUGUAAACUGGAGAAACUACACCUGAAUAACUGCAGUAUCGGAGAGGAAGGCUUCAGAGCUCUUGCAUCAGCACUGAGAUCAAACCCCGAACACAUGAGAGAGCUGCAGCUGUAUUGGAAUGAAGCAGGAGACUCAGGAGUGAAGCAUCUUUCUUCUUUACUGGAGGAUCCCAACUGUAAACUGGAGAAACUACACUUGCGGUACAGCAGUAUUGGAGAGGAAGGCUUCAGAGCUCUUUCAUCAGCACUGAGAUCAAACCCCUCACACAUGAAAGAGCUGUGGCUGAGUGGGAAUAAAGCAGGAGACUCAGGAGUGAAGCAUCUUUCUUCUCUUCUGGAGGAUCCCAACUGUAAGCUGGAGAAACUAUACCUGGAUAACUGCAGUAUUGGAGAGGAAGGCUUCAGAGCUCUUGCAUCAGCACUGAAAUCAAACCCCUCACACAUGAGAGAGCUGCGGCUGAAUAGGAAUAAAGCAGGAGACUCAGGAGUGAAGCAUCUUCCUUCUCUUUUGGAGGAUCUUAACUGUAAGCUGAAGAAACUAGAGCUCUCUGACUGCAGUAUCACGGAGAAGGGCUAUGCUAGUCUGGCUUCAGCACUGAGGUUAAAUCCCAAAUACCUCAUAGAGCUUGAUCUCAGAGGAAAUGAUCCAGGGAAAUCUGGAGUCAAACUGUUUUUAGACCUGAAGGAGGAUCCACAGGGUACACUGAGAAACAUCCAGUUCCUGAAGAGUAGUGCUGCUGAGGAAGCCUGUGCUGCUGUGGCUUCAGCUGUGGGUUCAAACCCCUUACUCAUGACUCAGCUGGAUCUGAGUGAGUACAUACCAGGAGUCUUGGGAGUGACUCAGCUGCUCUCUGACUGCAGUAUCACGGAGAAGGGCUAUGCUAGUCUGGCUUCAGCACUGAGGUUAAAUCCCAAAUACCUCAGAGAGCUUGAUCUCAGAGGAAAUGAUCCAGGGAAAUCUGGAGUCAAACUGUUUUUAGACCUGAAGGAGGAUCCACAGGGUACACUGAGAAACAUCCAGUUCCUGAAGAGUAGUGCUGCUGAGGAAGCCUGUGCUGCUGUGGCUUCAGCUGUGGGUUCAAACCCCUUACUCAUGACUGAGCUGGAUCUGAGUGAGCACAUACCAGGAGUCUUGGGAGUGACUCAGCUGCUCUCUGACUGCAGUAUCACAGAGAAGGGCUAUGCUAGUCUGGCUUCAGCACUGAGGUUAAAUCCCAAAUACCUCAGAGAGCUUGAUCUCAGAGGAAAUGAUCCAGGCAAAUCUGGAGUCAAACUGUUUAUAGACCUAAAGGAGGAUCCACAGUGUACACUGAGGAACAUCCAGUUCCUGAAGAGUAGUGCUGCUGAGGAAGCCUGUGCUGCUGUGGCUUCAGCUGUGGGUUCAAACCCCUUACUCAUGACUGAGCUGCAUCUGAGUGGACGCAUACCAGGAGUCUUGGGAGUGACUCAGCUGCUAUCUGACUGCAGUAUCACGGAGAAGGGCUAUGCUAGUCUGGCUUCAGCACUGAGGUUAAAUCCCAAAUACCUCAGAGAGCUUGAUCUCAGAGGAAAUGAUCCAGGGAAAUCUGGAGUCAAACUGUUUUUAGACCUGAAGGAGGGUCCACAGGGUACACUGAGAAACAUCCAGUUCCUGAAGAGUAGUGCUGCUGAGGAAGCCUGUGCUGCUGUGGCUUCAGCUGUGGGUUCAAACCCCUUACUCAUGACUCAGCUGGAUCUGAGUGAGCACAUACCAGGAGUCUUGGGAGUGACUCAGCUGCUCUCUGACUGCAGUAUCACAGAGAAGGGCUAUGCUAGUCUGGCUUCAGCACUGAGGUUAAAUCCCAAAUACCUCAUAGAGCUUGAUCUCAGAGGAAAUGAUCCAGGGAAAUCUGGAGUCAAACUGUUUAUAGACCUAAAGGAGGAUCCACAGUGUACACUGAGGAACAUCCAGUUCCUGAAGAGUAGUGCUGCUGAGGAAGCCUGUGCUGCUGUGGCUUCAGCUGUGGGUUCAAACCCCUUACUCAUGACUGAGCUGGAUCUGAGUGGACGCAUACCAGGAGUCUUCGGAGUGACUCAGCUGCUCUCUGACUGCAGUAUCACGGAGAAGGGCUAUGCUAGUCUGGCUUCAGCCCUGAGGUUAAAUCCCAAAUACCUCAGAGAGCUUGAUCUCAGAGGAAAUGAUCCAGGGAAAUCUGGAGUCAAACUGUUUUUAGACCUGAAGGAGGAUCCACAGUGUACACUGAGAAACAUCCAGUUCCUGAAGAGUAGUGCUGCUGAGGAAGCCUGUGCUGCUGUGGCUUCAGCUGUGGGUUCAAACCCCUUACUCAUGACUGAGCUGGAUCUGAGUGAGCACAUACCAGGAGUCUUGGGAGUGACUCAGCUCCUGGCAUACUGCAGUAUAACAGAUGAAGGUUUCAGAGCUUUAGCAUCAGCACUGAGAUCAAACCCAUCACCCCUCAGAGAGCUCCUUCUGUAUGGGAAUCAGCUUGGACCCUCAGCACAGCAGCUGCUCUCUGAACUGAAGAAACAUCCAAACUGUAAACAUAUAAAAAUACUUGGACUCUAA
Messenger RNA from Sardina pilchardus (European sardine), 5625 nucleotides. RefSeq names its product NLR family CARD domain-containing protein 3-like. Gene Ontology annotation, biological process: intracellular signal transduction. The transcript is spliced from 28 exons. The coding region runs from base 1 to 5625 and encodes 1874 amino acids. Gene Ontology annotation, molecular function: protein binding. Lineage: Eukaryota; Metazoa; Chordata; Actinopteri; Clupeiformes; Clupeidae. The record is from RefSeq and is a predicted model, not a curated record.